GAUUCCUUUUAAAUGGACACAGGUUUGCAGCCACUGACUGCCUUGUGCCGGUCCCCACUGCCACCCACUGUACGUCAGGGGGGGAAGCCAGUGUAUUUCCUCCCGUUCUUUAUCUAAAGGAAGUGCCAAAAUAAGCAUCAGCAGCCCAGCGCCCAAGCCUGGACACCUUUUCCACUGACCACUCUGCUGCAGUCUGAGGAAGAAGUCGGAGGAGUUCAGGGGCCGUGGAAUCACCAUGAAGACUGUCAGGGUUGUUGUCCUGGUUCUGCUUGCAUCUGUCCACAAUCUAACACCAGUUUCAUCAGAUGACUCAGUCCCAACACCAAAAACAGUGCCACCAGUUUCAUCAGAUAACUCAGUCCCAAUACCAGCAAUAGUGCCAUCAGCACCAGCACCAACACCAACACCAACAGAUGCAAAAGCAGGAGGCCCACUGCCUCUCACAGGCUCAACAGCAGCACCUACAACCGCCCGAAUAACUCCAGCUCUUUCUCCUGUUUCCCCCACUAAUGCAGAUGGAAACGCCCCAGUGACAGAGAAGCCUGCUCCUACUACAACAGUACCAACAGACCACAAGGCUGUAACUGGUACACCUGCUGUCGUUGACUUGCCAAACAAUGACACUAUGAAAAAUGGCACUUUGCAGCCAAGAUCUUCUCAACACCCUAACUCCUUUCCUGGAAAUGACUCAACAGAGACAAUAAAUGUCACUGAAGCUAAGACACAGAAGGAAGUUGAAGAGACCACUGAGAAACAGAAAACAGGAAAAGGUACAACUAAUACUGCCCCAGUAUCGCAUCAAACUGUUAGACCUCCAGUGAUGCCGCAUACGGAGAAAGGAGAAGCCAAAGAGAAAGGAGCUGGAUCUCAAACUGGCAAUGGUGAGAAAGACCCCCCCAAAAAAUCAGACAAUAGGCUGUGGUGGAUUCUGUUGCCUGUCUUCCUGGUGGGAGCUGCUGCUGCCAUUGUGCUCAAUUUCAAAUGCAAGAAGCUCCACGAUCACACAGAAACCAUCGACACUGGAACUGAGAAUGCAUCUUUCCAGAGCAGACCUGAGAGCACCAAAGACGGUGUCAUGCUCCUCGGGGUGAAGUCAUCAGGCGGAGAAGAGAACGCUGCUGCCAGAUAGAAAAGAAGCAACAUGAAGAAAAGCCAGCGGAUGAGUCACAGCAGCCGCCCACACACUGAUGAUCUGUGGAAACAGUUCCAUGUUUUUGAUUUGACUUGAUUUUGAGAAGAAAGGUGUUUUACCGUGGUUUUGAUGUUUGAUUUUGUUAGGCUGCAUACAGUUUUAUAAAGCAGAGUUUGUAACUGUGAUCAGAAGUCUCAGUCAGUGAACUUUUCACCACCAGCAGUACAUACCAAAUGACUACAUGCAGUACAUCUCUUUGAAUUGAUGCACUGACCAAAUUAAAUGUCCAAAUAAAAUGAUAGAUUCUAAAUGGAACAAAGUAAAUAAAAACUUUGUGUUUUACCUUUAACUUUAGUAUAAUGCUGAAAAACACAAACCAAAAUACAGCGGCGUGGAUCAUUCCUCUGUGUGUUUGACUAAAACUCAUCUUCUGUACAGUGCACUGACCUCAUAUCAUGUUUUUGUUGUAAUUAAAUUCUGUUCAUUUCAUGCUUUUAUAGUUAUUUCUGGGUUCUGUUGUAAACCAUCAUGUAAUAGUGUUGAACUGUUUUGUGGAUUAUGUUGUUAUUAUGUUUUAUUUUGCAUCUUAUUCAAUGUCACCAAAAGAUAAUAUCAUGGCAGGCUUUUUGUUGAUGUGCUCUCUCCAUUAUAACUUUUCAUGUCUUUUAAAUUGUCAUUUUAAAAAUGUCUAAUACGGACAAAUUAAAUAUUUCUCAAGGCUUCUUCUGCAGAAACAAUUUGAAGCCAACAAUCUUUUGCAUGUCUGCGUAUUCCCAACCAGUUUGUAUAGGUAACCAAAGGUGAUUCAAUGUUGUAAUGUUGUUGUAAGAUUCUUUGUUCCAGUUAAUAAAACACGGAAAGCAAGCACGAGGACAACGUAAGGCAGAGGCAUUGUAUUUAAGGACACUGGAAAUACUUUAUGGCUUGAAUUCUCAAUAAAUCACUUGGAAAUA
This is a messenger RNA of Labrus mixtus (cuckoo wrasse), 2085 nucleotides long. RefSeq names its product mucin-2-like. The record is from RefSeq and is a predicted model, not a curated record. The transcript has 14 exons. NCBI's taxonomy places the organism in Eukaryota, Metazoa, Chordata, Actinopteri, Labriformes, Labridae. The coding region runs from base 236 to 1129 and encodes 297 amino acids.